Molecule: messenger RNA, 213 nt
Organism: Alternaria arborescens
Lineage: Eukaryota; Fungi; Ascomycota; Dothideomycetes; Pleosporales; Pleosporaceae
Exons: 1
Coding region: 1-213 (70 amino acids)
Source: RefSeq, a predicted model, not a curated record
AUGGCGCUAUCCCUCCGCAAAUGGACGGACGUGCCCGCAGAGCGGGGCGACCUUCUGAUGUCAGGGCCGGACGAACAUCUGCCAAUCACUAACUACAUGAUCCCAUACGUGCCAUACGGCCAUCAAAUCCUGAUUGGAAUGACAUCCGGAAUGACGAUCAAGAACUUCGACCUUCUUGUCACCAACACAGAUGAUGCGAUCCAACUAGGUUAG